Messenger RNA from Dimorphilus gyrociliatus, 2873 nucleotides. The record is from the annotation of a GenBank genome assembly. Lineage: Eukaryota; Metazoa; Annelida; Polychaeta; Dinophilidae.
AGAACUCAAGAACAAAACCACUUCCUGUGCGUAUACUCCUUCUGAACUGGACGAAAAUCACCUAAAAAACCAUCUAAAAAAUGGUUCUACAGGACGACUCGGACCUGGAACAACGUUACAAUGAUCUAUGUUCCGAUUUGAAUAUGGAUCAAAAUACAAAGGAGGAGUCUUGGAAUGCUUAUGAAAAUAUACGAUCCCAAUAUAGCUUGGAGGGGGAGCAGCUGCACUGGCUUGCCGUGGCCUUAUGGAGUGAAAGCAGGAUGACUGUUCUAUCUACUGUUGAUAAUAAUACUGUUCAAGGGAAUUGUGUCAGUUUAACGAGAUUAUUACGAUCUUCUAAACUGGAGGAAUCAGAUUUCUUUAGAAAGAUGCACUCUUGGGCAGAUAUGACAAGUAUGCCGCAGGAUUUCAGAGCAAAAAUGCAACAAAUUGAAAGAUCGUUCGAUGUCACAUUCGUGAUUUAUAAAAAGUAUCAGACGCUGUUUCUAACAGUAUUUCAAAAGCCAGUAUGGGUACAAAGAGUUCAAACAAAAGGAAGAAAACUAAAAUUACCAUGUACUGCUAAUGACGUCUAUCAAUUCUGUUGGUCAUGUUACAGCCUAGCAAGUCGGACAGAUUUAAUUAAUCCCAACUUUAGACAAUAUCAAGUGCAGUUUAUGGAAUCCAAUCCUGGUUCCAUCUCAAACAAGCACCCUGACGACUUUAAUAUCAUUCAUUGGUUAUGCAAUCAUUACGAUGGUAUAGGAAUCGAAGCGUAUAACCUUCGGACUCAAAAAUGGUUGCCCUUUAUCUAUUCUCUAUUCGAGAAAGGUCAUCUUAGGGGUAGUUUGGAUACAUUAAUGGGUGUUUUGGAACAAACGAAUUUUGAAUUUUCUCGAAAACAAGUGAAUAAAUUAUAUGACGAAUACGUUCUGACGAAGGGCGAUGUUGACGAUAGAAAUUUUGCUCAUCCCGAUACCGAAUUACACGAACGCACCCAAGGUCCUCCAAAUGCCGUUGUCAAUAUGGCAGAAGUCAGAAGAACUAACGUUGAGAAAACAAGAAGGAUGGUCUACACUCACACUCUCCAACCGAAAACUCCUUUAACUGGUCGACGUUACAUGAAAGAAGCCACUAAAACGGGAUCAGAAACCCCAGUUUCAACAGCAACGCAAACUGUCAACAAAUUACAUUCGCUAUUGGCUGGGGAGAAACCGUCUCCAUCUGAGAAUCUCUUAGUUAUAUUCGAAAAAUGCCAGAGAAAUCCUAAAGAAUUUAUUGAAGAAUUAGUUGCGAACCUUUCUUCUGAAUUUUGUAAGGAAUUUGGAAAUGAUAAUUUUGCCAUACAAAGAAUUAAGCUGGCCAAAUGCUUAUUUUAUAAAAUUCUUCUGGGAGUAAUGAAAAAGGAAAAAGAAGAUCUGACAGCAAUUCUAGAGAAAGAAACAUUUCACAAAUGUCUAUUUGCCUGCGCAAUUGAAGUGGUUUUAUUUUCGUAUAAUUCGCAAAAAACCUAUCCCUGGGUAAUAGAAACAUUUGAAUUACCUCCAUUCAAUUUCUACAAAGUUAUUGAGUUAGUGAUAAGAGCGGAGGAUCAAUUAAGUCGGGAAAUGGUUAAACAUUUAAAUAGAAUUGAAGAAUCAGUCUUAGAAUCUGGUGCAUGGUCGUAUAAUAGUCCGCUAUGGAGUUAUUUAGAGAUAUCUCCUGUUCCAAAAUGUGAAGAAGUCAUGCUUCCCGCCAUUCCAGAUCCCCCGCAACCUAAAAAGGUUACUGAAACAAGAUUAGUGGCAAACGACAAAUUUGCUAGCCCUCAUGCUGGAGUGACUCCUAGUCGGGGAAAUGAUACAUAUAAAUUAGUAACAACAAAAGACGGUAGAAGGUUACUGGUCCCUGUUCAAUUAAUUGGUAAACCUAUUACUACUAAACCGGUUGUUCUCUCUGCCGACACUAAGAAAGAAGAGUAUGAUACAUCAGUGAAGAUAACCGAAGAAGACGUACCGCCACUUCCCAUUAAAGAAAAAGAAAAAGAGAAGAGAACUGGUUCAAUUGCACUCUUCUUCAGAAAAGUUUAUUAUUUAGCUUGUAUGCGAUUAAGAGAUCUUUGCGAAAGAUUAAGAAUUGACGACGAUCUAAGAGCCAAGAUGUGGACAACAUUUGAAUUUAUAUUAACAAAGCAUGUCGACGUUAUGAAAGACAGGCAUAUCGAUCAAAUGAUCAUGUGCACAAUAUAUGCGGUUGCAAAAGUGACUGGAUGCAGUACAUCCUUUCAAGAUAUCAUGACUUUUUAUAGAUUACAACCUCAAGCUGAUAGUCAUGUUUACCGAAGCGUUCUUUUAUCAAGACGCGGAAUUUCUGGGUCUUCGGAAGACGAUGAACCGGAUAGAAAAAAAAUGAGAUCUUCCUCUACGCUUCCUGCACCGACUAGCGCCCCUCCAACUCCCACCAAGUUAACCGGAAGUUCUUCCGCUGUGUUCGAUCGAGACGAAAGAGGCGACAUAAUACGCUUCUACAAUGCUGUUUUUGUGAGUCGUGUCAAAGAAUUUGCUGUUAAAUUCUCACCACACAUAUCAGAUGCAAAUAACGAAUCGACCCCUUUAACACCGCUUCCUACAACAAGGCCUUUUUCAACUUCUCCUCGUAGGGUAGGCAACCAAAAGGUGUACGUUAGCCCUAUAAAGCAAUCGAACGCAAAUAACUUUACACCGAGACAAACGCUUUUUUAUCAUUUUCACACAUCGCCAGCUCGUGACCUUGCAGCAAUAAAUGAUAUGUUACUAAAUAGAAUGAAUGCAGUUGGAUCAACAAAGAGAAAUUUAAGAGAUAUGAUGGAUAAAGAAGAUGAAACGAAUGCAGUAAAGUUAAGCGCUAUUAUGACUAAUAAGUUGAUGAAUCGUUAA